This is a messenger RNA of Candidula unifasciata, 358 nucleotides long. Lineage: Eukaryota; Metazoa; Mollusca; Gastropoda; Stylommatophora; Geomitridae. The record is from the annotation of a GenBank genome assembly.
GUCUAAGUUACAGAUGUUCUUUAGCUUUGCCUAUUCGGCUGAGGACAUUUACCUGCAGAGAGCAGAUAUGGAAAAUCUGGUUUAUGAAAUCGAUGAUGUGCUCAAUAAGAAUUGUCCGAACUCCUCACCGCCAGCAGUGGAGACAAUAGCCUUGAACUCAUUAGUUGCUGCCAGCUACCAGAAUAGCUGGUACCGAGCCCAGGUGUUAGCAGUUGAAAAAUCAGCGGUGAAGGUCUAUUUCAUUGAUUAUGGCAACAAAGAGGAGGUUAAUGUUGCGGAUUUGAGACCCAUUCCUCAAGACUUGCCAGUAAUGAACACACCAUCCCUUGCAGUCAGAUGUGCCCCGAGGAAGACCAAG